Messenger RNA from Cyprinodon variegatus (sheepshead minnow), 5872 nucleotides. It is a transcript of the gene ednraa, whose product is annotated as endothelin B receptor-like. The record is from RefSeq and is a predicted model, not a curated record. Gene Ontology annotation, biological process: vasoconstriction; enteric nervous system development; G protein-coupled receptor signaling pathway. Gene Ontology annotation, cellular component: membrane. Bases 271 to 1599 code for a protein of 442 amino acids. NCBI's taxonomy places the organism in Eukaryota, Metazoa, Chordata, Actinopteri, Cyprinodontiformes, Cyprinodontidae. Gene Ontology annotation, molecular function: endothelin receptor activity. The transcript is spliced from 8 exons.
CUCCAUGCACAGUGUUGCUGCAAACUCUCCACAGGAAACUCUGAGCCAUAAUGCGAAGGCACCUCAGAGCAGACGGGUGCAUUGCUCAAACCUAGUGGGAUACGGCGCAGCUUUGAUAGCGCGUUAAUUACUCAUGUGAUGUGAUACAGAUGUCUGGGGGGCUUCAGCUGAAAGUUUGCCUGACGGUUUCCAAGGGGGCCAGGCAGGCGUUUUAGAAGCGCUGUGAAAAACGGAGGCAGCCUUCCAGCGAUCAAAUAAAAGUGCUCAAUAAUGGGGACCACAGCUCAGCUGCUCAUGCUAAUGGCCUGUUUGGCAGCCAGAGGAAUGUGCCAGAUAAAGGAGGCCGAGGACCCUCUGCAUGCCGUCCUGGUCCACUCCACCCUGCAGUCGGUUGGUUUCCACAGCACCGUCAGUCCCACAGGAACCGCUCUCCCUCCGUUCGUCUCAGGAGCCCGGGCUCAAGCUUUGGAAUCCGGCUCUGCUAACGCCACGGUCCUGAAGCAACCGGUGCGACCCCCAAAGUGCCUUGUGAACCCCUCAAUUAGCAACUAUUUUAAGUACAUCAACACCGUCAUUUCUAUUAUCGUCUUUGUGGUGGGCCUGGUGGGAAACGCCACCCUGCUGAGGAUUAUUUACCAGCAUAAGUGUAUGAGGAACGGCCCCAACGCCCUCAUCGCCAGCCUCGCCCUGGGUGACCUUAUCUACAUCUUCAUUGACAUACCGAUCAACGUGUACAAGCUCCUGGCGUCCCGUUUCCCCUUCGAUGACCACUGGUUCGGCCUGUGCCUGUGCAAGCUGGUGCCUUUCCUGCAGAAGGCCUCCGUUGGCAUCACAGUGCUGAACUUGUGUGCCCUCAGUGUGGACAGGUACCGAGCUGUGGCUUCCUGGAGCCGAGUGCAGGGGGUGGGCAUCCCUUUGCUCACCGUCAUCGAGAUCGUGUCCAUCUGGGUGCUGUCUCUGAUCCUGGCAGUGCCGGAGGCUGUCUGCUUCGACAUGGUCUCCUUCAACUACAGUAACAACACCAUGCGCACCUGCAUGCUCAACCCGACCAACAGCUUCAUGGUGUUCUACAGAGAUGCAAAGGACUGGUGGCUGUUUGGUUUUUACUUUUGUGUCCCACUUACCUGCACCGCCAUCUUCUACACUCUGAUGACCUGCGAGAUGCUAAACCACCGCAACGGCAGCCUUCGUAUCGCACUCAGUGAACACCUCAAACAGAGAAGGGAGGUGGCCAAAGCCGUCUUCUGCCUUGUCCUGAUCUUUGCCCUCUGUUGGUUCCCUUUGCACCUCAGCAGGAUUCUCAAGAAGAUGGUUUACCGCCAGAAUGACAACAUGCGCUGUGAGCUUCUCAAUUUCCUUUUGGUCUUGGAUUACCUGAGCAUCAAUCUGGCAACAAUCAACUCCUGCAUAAACCCCAUCAUUCUUUACUUCGUCAGCAAGAAGUUCAAAAACUGCUUCAAGUCGUGUUUGUGUUGCUGGUGUUACUCCGACAACCAGCUGAACAGCAUCGGACUCGUGAAUGGUACCAGUGUCCAGUGCAAAAGCCCAGAACCCAACAACCUCAACACUGACAAGAGUAUCAGGAAGGACAGCAACUGAUGGAGAUUAAAACCAACAACAACAUGAGGCUCAUCAAUAUAAACAGACUCAUAUUGAAGCUACAGAUCCGUCUGGAAGAAAACUAAGUGGAACUGGAAUAAAAGAAACCAACCAAGGACUGGGUUUCUGAGAAAAUCCCCCCACACCCCCAUACAACCACACACACACGGUUCCCACACCCCCAGAUAGUGACAUAGUAGCCUGAGAGGAAGGGAAGGGUGAGGAGGAUGAUGGGGAGUAUUCUUUGAAGGGAUGCAGCUGAACUCUAAAAAUGAAUCAGAAGCAGAGCGUGUUUGUUUCUGGAAACACCAGGAAGGAUGCAGCGAGAGAAAGGCCCAAGGGACGGCUGGCUGCAAGGAGACACAUCUACAAGCUGUUCCCAGAAGUCUGCUACGCACUGGGAUUAUUCCACCCCACAAGCAUGUUACUGACUCCAACCACAAUAAUUAUUAAGACUGAAGGUUUGGCUUUUAUUUGACCCAUGCUCACUUAGCUGGAACCACACUGUUUACUUUUACUGAUCCUUCUAGACAUUGGCAAAAAUAAACAGUGGAGGAGCGAAAAUCAAAUUAAACGUGGGCAAAGACCUUUGUUAAAUACAGGUAAAGUAUUAGAAGAUUUUGUGGAGUUAAGAAUAAACAGUGGUAACAGUUACAAACCUGCUUUUUCAAAGCACUUGUAAGCUCUAGUUAAAAGACGUGUGUUAUUACUUCUACCAUGUCUCGUUUUAGAUUGUUUUCGAGAUUUUAACUGACAGAUAUAUACAGUUCUAUAUGCAAAUAUCAAUAAAUAUGUGAGAAAACUACAUGGAACCAAAAAGAGUAUGCAGGUGAAAGUUGUUUUAUAUGAAAUUGGCAACAUUUCCAGUUUGGAUGUGAGAAAAUGGAUAAAUUAGAGCAAUGGAGCAGUGGGGAAAGGAAGUCAGAAGCAUAGAGAUCUAACUAACAGGCACCAUGCAGAGAAAUUUAAAAACGCUCACCCCAUGAGCAAAUAGCUACUUAUAACUAAAAUUGUGAGUCAAGAAACUAGAUGACCAACUGCAGGAUGACUCCUUUAUAUUAGCUAGACUUGCUCUGGCUGUGUGAAACAGCAACAGUUCAAUUAUGGAGACAAAUUUGUUCCAACAUUACUGAAAGAAAAAAAACAAGCUUCAAAAAUAGAUAUAAAAAAUUAAUUUUAAAAAAUGGAACUUAAAUAUAUUCUUAAAUAAAGAAAAAAGCCUUGUAGGGUUCUUCUAUAAUUUGUAUGCAAAUGUUUAACCACUUUUUUAAAGGUUUGUUAUUUUUUCAGAUUUGAUUUUCCUAGUUUUUGGUUCUUAAAAUAAAAAAAGCUAUUUUUUUUUUUUUAAAUAUUACUUUUUUUCAAACUUUUUUGAUUUAAAGUUUUAGUUUAUUUAGGUUUUAGUUUAUAAAUUGGUGGGGGGGUCAACUUUUGCAUACAUGUUAUGAAGGACUGUCAAAAACACUUGAGAUUGAAUUUUAAGAAUUACAUUUCUGUAAAAACAGCUAAAAUAUAAAUAGCUAAAAAAAUUGGUUGAACUUUUGUAUACACAUAAAGUAUAAUCAAAAUCUUUUAUUUCAUCGAGUAAUUUUUCAAAGUUCAAUUUCAUAAACACAUUUCUUUCAAAUUUCCUUUUUCAAAUUUCUACAUUUCUUUGCUUUCAAUAGUAUUUAAAGAAUUUUUUUCAUCGUUUUUAAUUACACUUUUUCCCACCAAUUAAUCAUCAGUUUAGCUGUAGCUUCAACAAAAAGGACACCAUUUGUAAGGACAUCUGUCCAUUUAUUAAAUGUCCCAUCGAGCUAAUGUUUGACAUUUGGUGGUUCAAAGAGUGGUCUGCAAGAAAAAAAUACCUCACACCCUAAUGAAUUAAAACUUGUCACUUCUGCAGCCAGUUAUGUGGUGUAAAAAGGCAGAGAAAAUAUUUUGACAAAGUGCAAAUUAAUUUUAUUUCAUGAUGCAAACCACAGACAUCAUUAUGAUAGUAUCAUAAUGAUAAAACAAUAAAAGUGAAGAUAGUAUAACUCUUUAUUACAUCUUUCUCAGGUAGCUGUAUAGUGGUGACUCUCAUACAUUGCUCUCUAAAACUAUUCAAAUUUAGAAAGGCUUCUUCAGGACAGCAGUUACAUAAAAAUAAUUACAUAAUAAUCACAUUUAAUCGUCAAGUGUGCCAAUCCCUUGGAAAUAAGAUAAAAUAAACAAAUUCUGACAACUGUCCCAUGUUUUGGAGUUUUUAAACCAUCAUUAAUUCCCAUUUACUGUUUAGAUCAGUGGUUGCCAACCUUUUUUGUGUACCCCUUAUGCCAUAUUAUCAUACCAAGAGUUUCCCCCCUUGGCCUAACGUGUUAUUUUCCAUAAACAGAAUGUACAGCUGAUUAUAAAAUGAAAAAUAUUUAUUUAAUUUCCCUAUCUUGGAAAUGUAUUACUCAAACAUGUCAUUCUUUUCGUUUUACACAUUUAUCCUCGACUGCAGCUUCUUUGGUGCGUUCUUCACUUGUGACCUUUGUCUUUGCCCCCGUCUUCCUGCUUUCACUAUUAGAGAAGUAGUGCAGGUGCACAGCAACAAUACCCACUCUAGUUUUCAAUGAAAAUAUUGAUGAGGACAUUUUUUUUAAUCUUUUUGAUUGAUAAAUUCUUGGUUUAUUUUGCAUUUAAGUCCUUACAGAUCAAAACCCAUCCCAGCCCUAUUUUAUUGUAUUUCUUUACCUGGGGAGUAAAAUAUUAGAUAUUUUCACGUACCCUGUAAUGCAUUGGCAGACCACUAGGGGUACUGGUACCCCUGGUUGGGAGUCACUGGUUUAGAUGAUCAAUUAAAUGACAGGAAAUUGACUAUGAUAAUGAUAGCGAUACAUGAUAUGAUAAACCCACACUCCUACGCUAAUAAACAACCCUCUCGGCCGCCUUGAUUGUCUUUCUGCUGCCAAAUCAGUGGAUUCUUAUGACCACAGCUUCCAACUUUGGUUUGUUCCUUUCCUUCAAUCAAUCAGUGUUUGAAUACAGAAACUACACCAAUUGUCCUGCAAAAAAAGGAAAGUUUAAGGGCUAACUAAUUUAUUUACUGCCAGUUAAACGCUACACAUCCCGCUCAGACGACCUUUGGAAAUGUUCUUUUUGUAAAGAAAAAAGUCUGUUCCGUUUAAAAGAAUAAUUUUUCUUUAUGACAAUGCAUUUUAGCUUCAGACACCAAUGGAUGGAAUAAUAUCUAAGGUUCAGUUUAGGCAACUGGACAUGAAGCUCUUCCAGUUGCCUAAACUGAACCUUUCACGCUAUGGAUGAAAGGCUCCAUUGUGUUAAAUACUUCUACAGCUUCUUAUCUGCUUUAACAAUAACAAAAAUUAAGAUUGGAAUUUCUUUACCGUGUGUUUCCUACCUUUAAGAGUCGGAGGUUUUCUGGCUUAAACAUAUGAUGAAAUGAUCCAUUAAGCUAUUGAAUGAUGGGAAGUUUGUAUCAACUCUUAUCUGUACUGAAAAUACUUUCUCUCACAAUACUGUGAAUUUUACCAAACAACAGUAAAUGUAUUUAAGCUCCUAUAACCAAAUGUGCUCACUUUUAUAAAGUGUUAUAUUAUAGUAAUAAUGUGUAUUUUACUCAGACAUUAACACAUGUACCUUUAGCAGUAUUUAGCUUUAAAUCCAAACAGGCAGCGGUUUACGUAGAAAGAUGUAUCCUAACCUAAAGGACAGGAAGUUCAGCUUAAUCAGAGUGUGUUUGGAUCGCAUAAAAACAACAGAUAGCUGACAGCUUAUAAAGCAGAGCUCUUUUUCCUAAACGGAUCAGCUCUGCGCACAAAUUAUGAAAAGUACAGAAGGUUUGCAUUCGGACUGAUUUUGGUUGUAAGAACUUUCUUUCCAAGCAAAAUAAACUCACCAGCUUAGUUGCUUUUUUCAAUUAGGUAAACUUGACACUUGGGUCAAAUCUAUUCAAAAUAAAAUGUUUGUGUUUUGUGAAAUGUCAGUUUGUUGUUUCAUAUGGAAAUUGUAUUAAUUCCUUUUUUAUUUACCGUAUCUAUAUAUUCUGUCAUUGUUGAGUGAAUAAAUACCAACCUGUGUGAGUAUGAUGCAUAUUUGCAUGCACGUGCACUAUUACUUGCACACCUUGAGUGAUUUGCACACUUGUAUACAGAAGAACAAACAACCUUUCAGUUCGACUGUUUAUUUUACCACUAUUCAUCAAAGGGAUUUAUAAAAACCUGUGAUUGGUUGUGUGUGUUUUCCUCGUUUUACCUUUACAUCAGUGCUGCUGUUUACACCAAUAAAUUGCUUUCUCUUCCAUUUG